UUAAUUGUGUGUACGGUAUGUGUGAAUGUGUGACAAAUGUAUUGUUUGAAUGAAAGCAUGAUUUGGGACAACAAGUGAUCCGAUAAUUGAAGACAUUUAGUAAUAUCUGAAGAUAUUUUUGAGACAAUAUGAUGUCAACGAUGGACAUAAUAACCACAGAAACCAAAACGUUGGCCAAAAGCAAGUCUAUUAUGAUAUAUACGGCUUCAGGAUUUCGUACAGACAUCGAGACAUUGUAUGCAAAGUUUGAUGACAUGAAGUCAACCAAAUUUGUCGUUUUCAUCCAUUGUUUCAAAGAAAUGAAUUUUGGACUUAUCUUUCGCGGUCGACACAACGACAAUGAGAUGCAUGAGUUCAUCGAUGAGAUCUAUCUGGAAGUGUUGUCCCAAUUGGUAAAUAAAGACAAACUUAUGUCUCAUCGCAUUUGUUCCGUAUAUCUAUUGUACGCAUUGUAUGUCAAACAACCAUUUACUCAAUCAUUGAAAAUUCGUUUCGACAUUAAAGUGAGGAUAACAUUGGAUCAGUUGAAGAUUAUCCGCGAGUUCAUAGAUAAAUGCAAACAUAAAGGUUAUCUCGAUGUUUGUUAUAUUUGGUAUAAAUUGUUAUCAAUUGGUGUUAAUUUUGUUUACUAUCGCUACCAAAGUAUUGGACCAUCAAAUACACGAUCAGUUCAUUAUUAUCUCUUCAAUAAUAGCCAUUCUUUGACUGAUAAAACACUCAAUGAUUUCAAAGAAUCACUGAUUCCUCGCAUUGAAACUCUUGAAACAACUCAUGAAAUGUUUAUUGAUUACAAAGAAAAAGUGUUUAACGGAAAAGAUUUUGGUGUUGAAGAAAAACCAAAUGUUAUUAAUCAUGAGUUAUGGAAAGAUUCAAUCAAUAACUUCACUAAAUUGACCAAUGAUUUCAAAUAUAAUCGCGAUAUUCGUGGCAGAGGUCGACCAUCAAUUUGGAUGCCAUAUCGCAAAGUAAACGAUAAAGAGAUUGAAGACAAUAAUAAUAACAUUGAUUACAAAGUCAGUGUCCAUAAGAAAGCCAUCAAAUCUAAGGUUAAGUUGGAAACCGACACAUCCUCUCAUAUCUUGUGGACCGACGAUAUCAUUGGCAAUCUUAAGAAAGGAAAGGAAAUGAAGGCUCGUUUGAAACGAGAAAAGAAAAAUAAAGACUUAAAACAAUUAAAAGGAGAUAAAGACGAAGUGAUUAUCAAAAAAGAAAUCAAUGAAAUCAAACCAAAGAGAGGACGAAAACCUAAAACCAAAAAUUAA
Molecule: messenger RNA, 1262 nt
Organism: Oppia nitens
Lineage: Eukaryota; Metazoa; Arthropoda; Arachnida; Sarcoptiformes; Oppiidae
Exons: 2
Coding region: 129-1262 (377 amino acids)
Biological process (GO): snRNA transcription by RNA polymerase II; snRNA transcription by RNA polymerase III
Cellular component (GO): snRNA-activating protein complex
Molecular function (GO): sequence-specific DNA binding
Source: RefSeq, a predicted model, not a curated record